UUUCAAAAUGAAAAUCACAGUAGAUCAAAUGGAAAAUACGUAGAAUUAAUUUAUUUUGUAACAAUAAUUUUGUUCCUAAUCAAAUAUGAGUUUGUCAUAAUAAAUUAGACAAAAAAAAAAAAAAAAAAAAAUACUCCCCCUCCAUUGAUUGGUAACGCCCAACCAAUGCGUCGCACUUUGACCAAAACAACGCGAGUGGUGUUCUACUGUUUGAAUGAGAGAGCACGGGUAGCACCAAAAAUGAAGAGAACCGCUGCCUAGCCGACUAUAUUAAACCGCUGGUCAAAGAGGGACGUUGAAAAGAAUAAAGCAUGUACUGAGAAGGAGGUAUGAGAAUAUUGUGUAAUAGCUAAGUACACUACACAUAUAUUUUAGCUAGCUAAUCCAUUGCAAUUUUAGCCAUAACUAUCAGUGUAACUGUAACAAGUUACCAAAACAGCCGUCUGUUUUGUUAGUUCAUUUUUCUAUAGUCUGUAAUUAUCAAUGACAAAAUUAUUCACAUCGGUGUUUGUUUUCUUCCUAAAUUAAUCUGACUUUUGAACGAAUUGGCUGAAUGAACGAUUUAAAUAGCUCACUCAUUAAAACAGCGAAUCGCUGCCGCCUACUGGCGGUUUCAAUUUUUAACAAUCUCUUUAUUUUUAGAAUCACUGUUAUGUUAGAAUUUGAUGAAUGAUUUUACAUAAAUUUCAUAAAGUUAUUAAGUAUAGAUAGAUAGAUAAAUAAAUAGAUAGAUAGAUAAAGAAGAAAUAAAUUAUCCAAUAACACUACACAUAAAACAGAUUAUUUUUUUAAUUAAAAAAAUAAUAACAGGCAGCAUACCAACAUUCAACCCCCUUUUAGGAUUUAGGACUCACUUUUUGAGUGAUUAUUUUCUGCAAAAAAAAAUGGAUGACAGGGAAAUUAAACCAAAGACUUUCAGUAACAAACUAUUUUUUCCAACGAUUAGCGAUGUAUAGUACGAUAGUUUUAAUGUCACAUUUGUAUUAGUUUACUACCGAGCGGUAAAAGAAAAGAAAAAAAACUUCUCAGCUCUUCAUUCUAUAUCGAAUCGGUUCAUCCUAAACGGACUGUCAGCAUGUCUGAUUCAUUGUAGUGGGUCGGUUCGUCCUAAACAGACCUCAUUCUCAUUCUUAACUUUGGAAAGUCUUAUAGUAAAUCGGUUCGUUCGACGCUUUGUUCUUGUAAAUUAACAGAUUACAAAAAGAUCCACUGUCUCACAGUCUCUACAUGGAAUUUAAGGAAAACCCAACAGGAAUGAAUUAACCAGAAGGGUCCUCUAGGUGAAGAUGCAUCCCAACUGAGCCAAGAGAUUCUUGCUGUGGUUUUUCUUCAACGUUUUUUUGUGGACUUCAUAUUCUGUAGAGUGUCAUCAGUCUCUUUGCAUGGACUUACCCCUCAUAUACCCCAUGACGCUUUGCAGCAGACCUUGAUGCUGAUGGAUGAAAAAUGGAUGUUGUGCUGCUCAUUCAUCAAACACACACACACCUUCACAGACACCUUUUGCACACACCAACUCGGCAAUGGAACUGAAUGAAUAUAUCAGUAUCUGAACGCGACUGCUAGCACAGCGAUGUGACAGAAGGAUUGGUAGAGCUGCAGCCCCGCCCUUGGUUCCGUCCCAGAAUGCUGAGCCCGGUUCUCUGUUCAGACCUCGCAGCCUUGGAGCCAGAGUACACUGAGGCGGAUGUCAUCUCUACGGUGGAGUUCAACCAGACUGGAGAGUUCUUGGCCACGGGUGAUAAGGGUGGGAGGGUUGUCAUCUUUCAGAGAGAACCACAGGGCGAAUAUAAUGUCUAUAGUACAUUUCAGAGUCAUGAGCCUGAGUUUGAUUACCUGAAAAGUUUGGAGAUUGAGGAGAAAAUUAAUAAGAUUCGCUGGCUGCCUCCACAUAACCCCGCCCACUUCCUUCUCACCACCAAUGAUAAGACCAUAAAGCUGUGGAAGGUGAGUGAGAGAGACAAGCGAGCAGAAGGCUAUAAUCUCAGAGAUGAGGAAGGCAGGAUGAAGGACCUUUCAACAAUCACCACUCUACAGGUGCCUGUCCUGCGGCCGAUGGACCUGCUGGUGGAGGCGUCCCCACGCCGUGUUUUUGCUAAUGCACAUGCAUAUCACAUCAACUCCAUCAGUGUUAACAGCGACUGUGAGACGUACCUGUCUGCUGAUGACCUGAGAAUCAACCUGUGGCAUCUCAGCAUCACGGACCGCAGCUUCAAUAUUGUUGAUUUGAAGCCGGAAAACAUGGAGGACCUCAGUGAGGUGAUCACAGUGGCAGAAUUUCACCCUCACCACUGCCACCUGCUGGCCUUCAGCAGCAGCACAGGAACCACACGCCUCUGUGACAUGAGAGCUCGCGCGCUCUGCGACCAGCAUGUCAAAUUGUUUGAAGAGGCAGUGGAUCCAGCCCGCCGAUCGUUCUUCUCAGAGAUUGUUUCCUCAGUGUCAGAUGUGAAGUUCAGUCACAGCGGCCGCUACCUGCUCACUAGAGAUUACCUCACCGCUAAAGUCUGGGACCUCAACAUGGAAAAUAAACCUGUGGAAACAUACCAGGUCCACGACUACUUGCGAAAUAAAUUGUGCUCUUUGUAUGAAAGCGAUUGUAUUUUUGACAAGUUUGAAUGUGCUUGGAAUGGAACGGACAGCGUGAUAAUGACAGGGGCUUACAACAACUACUUCCGAAUGUUUGACCGGGCAAGCCGGCGUGACGUGACUCUGGAGGCCAGUCGGGAGAUGUGUAAGCGACGCGCCGUCCUGCAGCCGCGGCGCGUGUGCGUGGGGAAGAAACGGAAAGACACGGACGUCAGCGUGGAUAGUCUGGACUUCAGGAAAAAAAUACUCCAUACCGCUUGGCAUCCCAAAGAAAACAUCAUUGCCAUCGCUGCCAGCAACAACCUCUACAUUUUUCAGGACAGACAGAUGGCCAACGGACAUCACAACACACCGGAAAUACAAAGUGCACCUCCCAAAUGACAUACGUUACACGCUCCUGUGGCACAAAACACGUGCUAGAUUUGAUCCAUUCAAUUGCCCUUUAUUAUCACAUUUCCCAUCUGCAUUCAGUGUCGCCAGCAUCAGAACAAUCUCAAAAACUAUUAAGAACAUAUAUAACCCCAACAAUUGAAUGAUAGAAACUAUAACUGUGGUCCUGAAUGAGAAUGUAUCUUUCAGAUUCAGUGCUAUAGCAUGGCAUGCAGUAUGAACACUCGGGUUAGAUAAUGUUCAGCUACCCUGAAACAUACAGAUCGCACAUGCAUGUUUACAAAGCUGUUUGCUCAUGAACAGGGCUUAUUUAACAAUGAUGACUGUAAAUGAAUCAGAGCCUUUAUGAUGCUUUAUAGCGCUCUGCAGUGCUUGUAUGUGUCUGUUCUUUCUUCUCAGGCUUGGGUUUUCUUCAGUUUUCUUUGGUUUGACAAACUGCUCAGGGACUCUCUAAGGCCUCUUCUUAUGUUCAAUGGCAAAACCCACCAAAACGAAAUCCAGAACAAGCAGAGGACAGGAUGCAGGAAUUAUGGAGGUCUGCUGAGAGACAUUGCUGGAAGGAAAACAGCAUGUGCAGGGAUCAGUUUCAAUGCUGAGUCAUCACCACCCCCACCUCAGUGUGUAAAGAACAUUCCCAAUUCGACGCUUUUGACCACAUACUUACAGGCAUUUGCAAGCUAGCGCACUGGUUUGACAAUUUUAUUUCAUGUGUUGAAGAAAUAGCUCAGCCAAAAAUGAAGAAAUUCUCACCCUCA
Ctenopharyngodon idella (grass carp) is the source of this 3731-nucleotide messenger RNA. RefSeq names its product protein phosphatase 2, regulatory subunit B, gamma b (gene ppp2r2cb). The record is from RefSeq and is a predicted model, not a curated record. Bases 1624 to 2967 code for a protein of 447 amino acids. The transcript has 11 exons. Gene Ontology annotation, biological process: peptidyl-serine dephosphorylation. NCBI's taxonomy places the organism in Eukaryota, Metazoa, Chordata, Actinopteri, Cypriniformes, Xenocyprididae. Gene Ontology annotation, molecular function: protein phosphatase regulator activity; protein binding. Gene Ontology annotation, cellular component: cytosol; protein phosphatase type 2A complex.